Molecule: messenger RNA, 2975 nt
Organism: Planococcus citri (citrus mealybug)
Lineage: Eukaryota; Metazoa; Arthropoda; Insecta; Hemiptera; Pseudococcidae
Product: sodium-independent sulfate anion transporter-like
Exons: 12
Coding region: 286-2202 (638 amino acids)
Biological process (GO): transmembrane transport
Cellular component (GO): plasma membrane
Molecular function (GO): sulfate transmembrane transporter activity
Source: RefSeq, a predicted model, not a curated record
AACGCCAACCGAGAGGCAAUAAAUCUGUGAGAGAGAAAAGGUGGUAGGGAGGUUGGAAAAAAAUUUUUUUCACGGUCAAAACAGAGUAUCGCAGCGUUAACGCUAUUUUGGCGCGGUUUUUCGUCGCGAGAAGUUCGACAGCAUUUGCGUUCGCGAAAUUUCCCGCUGUAACGGGCUUUACGUGUAGUAAAUGCCGUCUUCGUUCAAGUCGUCAAACUCGAACUCGAAAUGGAAACUGCGUUUGGAUUAUCCAUGAGAUCAGCCAAAUAGACUCGUAUCGUCAACAUGUCUUGCCAAAUCGAAUCUGCUCAAAAUAGAAACGUCAGGCUCAAACGCAACAUACGUAAAGGGAGUAGCUCCCUGUUACCAUUUGUACGAUGGCUUCUCAAUUACUCGCAGAUGGACGUGAUUGCCGAUUUCAUCUCCGGUAUCACGAUCGGAUUAAUUAUUAUACCUCAGAGUGUAGCCUACGUAGCCAUUAUCGGCUUGUCGGCCAAAAUUGGUUUGAUGUCUUCCGUAGUCGGUGGUGUGAUAUACACGUUUUUAGGUACAGUGAAAGAAAUAUCGGUUGGGCCGAGUGCAAUGAUGGCAUUGUUAACUACUCAGUACAUAAGUACACCUAAUUUGUCAAUUGAUGAUGUUGGUCUUCUAAGUUUGGGCUGUGCUAUUGUUGGACUUAUACUCAGUAUUUUAAGAUUAGGUAUAGUUGUAGAGUUUAUAUCAAUUCCGGUAUCUUCGGCGUUUGGAUCAGCCGUCGCGAUGACAAUACUUGGAACUGAAAUGAAGAAUUUCCUGGGCUUGGAGUACAAAUCGAAGAAUUUUUACGACAGUAUUUUAAAUCUUACAAGUCACGCCAAAAAUACUAAACCGGGCGAUUUUUCUCUGGGCAUAAUCUGUAUAGUGAUCUUAAUAUUACUCGACAAAUUGCAAGAUUUACCAGUGAAGAAAACGUGGAAAUAUAGAACGGUGAUUAAGAAAAUAUUAUGGACGAUAGCGAUGAGUAGGAACGCAAUUACCAUUUUUUUAGCUUGUUUGUUGACCAAAUAUUUUGAAAAACAACACGGAACUGUGCCUUUUUUACUAUCAGAUCCUGUUGUUCCUGGUUUGCCGGAAUUACGUUCGCCUAUUUUCGAAACGAAACGAGGAAAUGUUACCAUUACACUUGAAGAUAAAAUUCGUACAUUAUCAACUGGCAUGAUAAUUAUUCCUGUUGUGGCGCUUUUGGUUCAUAUAUCGAUUGGGAAAUAUUUCGAUCCUGGAGCAAAUUUCGGCAUUAGUCACGAAUUGCUAUCUUUAUCAUUAAGCAAUUUCAUCUGUUGUAUGUUCAAUUCGUCUCCUGUCGCUGGAGCUUUCUCCAGAAGUGCUGUCAGUGCUACGUGUAAAGUUCGAACACCAAUUGCUAGCAUUUAUGGGACAAUAAUGACGUUCUUAGCUUUAACUUACCUCACUCCGUACUUCAGAUUGGUACCAAAGGCAUCAUUAUCGGCAGUCAUCAUAGCAGCAGUGGCCAUCGUAAUUGAUUACAAGAUACUCAUUCCUUUAUGGAAAAACUCCAAAAAAGAUCUCUUCAUCUUAGUGCUUACCUUAUCAACCGGACUGUAUCUAGGUAUCGAAAUUGGUUUAAUAAUCGGCGUCCUCACCAACCUAACUUUCCUCGUUUACGUUUGGGCCAGACCGACCAUCUCGAUCGAAAAAGUUAAGUGCGAAUAUGGAGAUUAUGUGGUCGUAACGCCGGAUUUGGGAUUAUUUUAUCCGGCCGUUAGUUAUUUUGAAACUCAUAUGGCGAGAAAUUUGAAGAAAGAACCGUAUCAGAAUUUACCGAUCGCUGUGAAUUGUUAUUUUUUCAAGGGAUUGGAUUACACGGCGAUUAAGGGUUUAAUACGAUUGGUGCACGCGUACAGAAAACAGAAACGAAAACUUAUAUUUUUCAACGUCAGCGAAAAAAUAUUCAGCAUGUGCGAAGAUAUCGAUAGCAGUGUUACAGCACAUUUCUGUGAUAACGAUGAAAACUACAAGUCUGCACUUUUCGAAGAUAAUAACGUCGAACCGGACGCAGCAACAGCGAAGAUGAGUAUGAUGAUAAAAGACAAUAUUAUAGAAAUGAAUGGAAAUUGCUCAAAGGACGUGAAGGAAACGCCUAUAAAAGAAGAAGUACCUCUUUUAAAUAUAAUUAAAAAACAAAACCGACCUAAUUCGUUGUAAACGUAAACUUUAUUUUUAAAAAAAUUACCUACAUAAGUGUUACUAACCUACCUUAUACACCAUGAUGCAGUACAAUUGCGUUGUCAUUAUGUUUUUAGUCGAAGUUUUAAUACUCUUAAAUGUACCUAGAUUUAGUGAUAUGCUGCAUUUUUGAUGCAGACAUUUAGAAGAGCUUUAUAUCUCUGUUUUUGUUUUCUAUAUUUUACUUACGUAAGUAAUGUUUUUAGUAUUAAUUUUUCCAUUUUUUUUCCUCUACUCCCAUUUUAAUAUUUUUCUUUAAUUUUUUUCGUUCUUCGAUUACCUAAUAUUUUUCCGUUUUGUUUUUUUUAUUACUGUCUUUCAUAGGUUUAAUAUAAUAUUGUAUCGUAUAAUUCUACCUUCAAUUUUAAACAUAGAUACAUUUUUAUUUUUAAUACUUUUUUUCUCGUUUUAAAAUUAUAGAUAUUUUCUUAUUACCGUUUUAUUCGUCGUCGUCGUCGUUGUCGUUGUUGUGUUGUAAUUAAAUGUGAGUUUUUGUGUAAUUCUAAUCGUAUAUAAGAUGUGUUAUGAUGUUGUCGAAUGGUGUGUCGAACAGGUACCUAAUUACCUAUAUUUAUCGGUACCUGAUUUUCGUAUAUUAUUGCAAUAAGUGUACCAAAAAACUCAAAAUGCUCUGCGCAGUUACCUUUUUAAAAAUUACCUAUUUUAUUUGACUUUUUUUUUUCUCUGUUGUAUGUAUGUACUAUUAAUGUAGGCUACGUAUAUAGCUGAAUUAAUUAUAGUUUAAGAAUGUU